Molecule: messenger RNA, 4140 nt
Organism: Bombyx mori (domestic silkworm)
Lineage: Eukaryota; Metazoa; Arthropoda; Insecta; Lepidoptera; Bombycidae
Product: importin subunit alpha-5
Exons: 12
Coding region: 159-1673 (504 amino acids)
Biological process (GO): NLS-bearing protein import into nucleus
Cellular component (GO): nucleus; cytoplasm
Molecular function (GO): protein binding; nuclear import signal receptor activity
Source: RefSeq, a predicted model, not a curated record
AUAUGCUAGUAACAUUUAAAAUUUUCAAAUUUCAAAUUCGGUUGCAAAGGGAAGAUCGCCAUUCACAUUAAUUUUUAAGUUCUUGUUAUUUAUUGUAAUCAUUUUCGUUUUAACUUUAUUCUGUAUAUACAUCGGUUAUAAUAAUUUAUACUAUCACAAUGGCUGAACGAACCUCGAGAUUGUCAUCGUACAAAAACGCCGGUCAGGGUACCACAGAGUUGCGUCGCAAACGUGCAGAGCUCAGUGUGGCGUUACGAAAACAGGCUCGAGAUGAACAACUCCUUAAGAGGCGUGCAAUGUCCCCGGAGACUGAAACUCCUGUGGAAACAGAGAAAGUCAUGACGCCUGAAGAAAUUCUGGAGGAACUCAAAUCACAAGACCUAACCAGAAAGACAAAUGCAGCACGAGCAGCUCGCAGAAUGCUGUCUCGCGAACAGAAACCACCCAUCUCUAUUAUGGUUAAUGCAGGAGUCAUUAAGCCUUUGGUUGAAGCUUUGGAUCAUGAUGAAUGUAGCGAUCUACAGUUUGAAGCAGCAUGGGCUCUCACCAAUAUUGCUUCAGGCACCCGACAACAUACCAUGGCUGUUGUUGAUGGUGGAGCUGUACCCAAACUAAUAAGCCUUUUAGGUCAAGGCGGUGUGGUCGGAGAACAGUGCGCAUGGGCACUGGGGAACAUAGCUGGAGACGGCCCGGAGACUAGAGAUAUGAUCCUAAAUGCAGGAAUAAUGCAGGCCUUGGUGCCACUUCUAAAUGCACAAACUCCAACCAGUCAACUGAGAAUAGCUGUUUGGACUUACAGUAACCUUUGCAGAAACAAAAACCCUCUAGUGCAAUUCGAUCUUGUAGCCCCGGCUCUACCUUACAUUUCUGAUUUAUUGGAAAUAUCAGAUCAAGAUGUGCUUGCGGACUCAUGCUGGGCAUUGUCAUAUCUGACAGACGGCCCCAAUGAGCGCAUAGAAGGGGUGCAGACUACCAGACAUCUGCUGCCGCGUCUCGUUUCUCUACUAGAACACCCAGCACCUGCAGUCGCCACACCAGCACUGCGAGCUUUAGGAAAUAUGCUCACCGGCUCAGAUAUACAGACAGACCGUUGCCUGGAUGCCGACUGCCUUAAACCCAUAAGUCGUCUCCUGUCUGCAUCUCCUGCUCUCAGUAAGGAAGCUGCGUGGGCUUGCAGCAACGUGUUCGCGGGAACAGCACCACAGAUACAGAGAGCUAUCGACAGCGGGGUGCUGGAGCCAAUCGCUAGGGUCCUGGUGCAUCAUGACAUCAAGUGCCAGAAGGAAGCGGCCUGGGCCAUUACAAACCUGUGUCUUGGAGGCACCCCUGAACAACUGGACGCCAUGCUGUCCUGUGAUAUUCUGUCGCCGUACUGCGCCCUGCUCCAGGCCAGGGAUCACCGAGCCAUCAUCGUAGUGCUGGAUGGACUCACUCAUCUAUUGCAGGCUGCGGCGAAAUACGAUCAAGUUAGAGGAAUGUGCAUAAAGUUGGAAGAGAUUGGCGCUCUGGACCAAAUUGAGAACCUACAACAACAUGAAAAUGAACAGAUUUACAAGAAGAGCAUCCACAUCCUGGACUCCUACUUUAUGGAGGAGGAGGACGCCAGCACGCAGCCCGCUCACGACCACGAGCAGUAUCAGUUCAGGACAAAUGAUGCAGCCAUACACUUCUAGAUAACUGCAAGUUUUGUUUCAGAAGGGUGCAGUAAGCAAGUUUUGGUCGGUGAGUCAUGCAACAUUGAUGGCACUCCUCUGAUAGCAGAGAGGCACAUUAAGCUGAUAAUUAAUUCAAGCUGCUAUCAUGAUUUUAUUGAGUUUAUACGAGAAGAGUUGAGUAGCAAAUUUUUCAGUCAGUGGACCUGUCUGAUUUGUAUGUUGUGUCGGUUGCAACCAUGCUGCUACAGUGAGGGUAGAUCUUUCAUUCAUAAACUGCAUGCACGCACACACAUGCAAGUCUUCCCUCGAACACAGUAGCAAGUGAUAGGGCCAGAGCCAUCAAUUUUAAUAUUUAUUUUAUUUACCUUGAGGUGAGGAGGGAGUGUCUUAAAGAGAAUUGGAUUAACUGUGUGAAUGAAGAGUAUGAGUUCAAGAGAUAACAUAUGAUAAGCUUUGACUAAAAAAAUAAGUGUGGGAAAGUGACUGUUGUACUAUAGAACUGGGACUCAUCUCAAAGUGGACAAUGGAGUCGAAUACAGAGCACUCCAUCUAUGAACUUUUAUUCAUUGUGGUUUAUUCAGAGAGAGGCAGUAUUGAACAAUUCAUUACAAAAUAUGUUAGAUGCUGUUCAAGAUAAACUGUGAUCUUCUAUCAAUAAAACAUGUAUCCAGGUAACUAAUGUUUCAAAGGAUGUUCUAAAAAUAAAACUGUUUGUAAAAAAUCACAUUUAUUAUUAUUUAAUUACAACUAAGCUAAAAUUAAGAUUUCUGAUCCUUCAGUUUUUCCAGUUGUUGCCUGAAAUGAAAUAAAAUUGUUUCAGAUAUAAUUUACAUUUGGUAACUGCUCUCCAGCAGUCCAUACUCAUCAUAUGUAAUGACUAAUAAUGUUAGAAACAUAAGUACCAACAACUAAUUAUCUUAAAAGAUUAUACAGUACAUGAGAGUCAUUGCAAACCAGCGCAGAUCGUCCCAUUCGUGCCUUCCUGCAGCAAUGUACUAAAGGAGGCUGAUUUCUAUGGAAAGCAUGUAUCUAACUCAAACUAGACUUCAGUAUUAUAUUUCAGAGUGGCCAAUUGAGUUCCUAUUAUGGUCUCUAUGUGCUUUAAUUACUGAUACUAAGUGCAUACUCUUAUAUAACCAGAAAUAUCAAUAUUUAUAAAAAAUAUUCAAUCUAUCUUUUUACACAAGAUUUAUAAAUUUGAAACAAGUUUCAAUGCUAAUUGUAUGUACUAGAUGACAUUUCAACUAAAGAUUGAUUGCUGUAACAUCAACAUAAAGGUAUUUAAUAAUAUUUAGAGCAAACAAGAGGCAUGUUCCUGCUGUAAAAUAAAAUAAAAACUAGGUGCGUUCGAGGCACGAGACAAAUUAAAAAUAUAAAUUUAUAAAAUUUUGUUUUAAGGUUUGGGUUUUAAAUAGUUCUAGAACUUAAAAUAUAGCUUACUGUACUAUAAUAUUAAAUGAAGUCACAUCAGUAGUGUUCGCUUAGAAUUUACUGGUGAUAGGAGCUCUUGUGAGUAUGUACGGGUAGGCAUCACCACCCUUCUGCCGUAAAGCAUUUCAGUUUGAAGGGUAGGGCAGCCGUUGUAACAAUACUGAGACAUUACACGGGCGGCAUUAACGUUGUAGAUGUCUAUGGGCUCCAGUAACCACUUAACGCCAGGUGGGCUGUAAGCUUGACCACCCAUGUAAGCAAUAAAAAAACAUGGACAUUUAUUCAGAUAGCAUAAAUAUAUAAUGGAGAACAGAAGCUUGGUCCUUAUUAUUCUAAAUUUAAUCAGAAACAAUACUGUCUACGAUUUGCUACCAAAAGGUUCUUGGCUACUUUGGUCAUAUUUCUCAGCGGCCACCAAACAACCUUGAAAAAUUGUCUGUAGUGGGCAAGGUAGAAGGGAAAAGACAGCCGGCCGGCCGCCGAACUGUUGGUCGGAUCAGGUAACCGCGCUGAUCGAACUCUCUGUUGCGACCGCCCUGAGAGAAGCCGAAAACCGAACGAAAUGGAAGCUGAUGGUACAAAGAGCCACGAAGGCCUUUCAGGGACAUGACCUUCAGCAAUGGGGUAUGCGAUUAAGAAGAAGAAUCAAAUACGACAGCAAUUGGGCCCAUAUGAAGGUAACAGAAAUCUUUAAGAUCUAACCUCAACUGCUGAUUAAAAUCAUCUUGGAUGACGUCGUCUUCCCAGUUGUCUUCCCAAACCGAUACAUCUUCAUCAUCAGCGUCUUCUGUACCCCAAUCUACAAGAAAAUUUGAAUUAAAAUAGAAUGAAUGAAAACAUUUUUUGUUAAUUUCUUAAUAUUCUUCAUCUGGAGGUUUACGUACUUUCCGCGGGAAAUUCUUCGAACUCGUCAUCCUCUUCUAGCAAACCAAGGUCUACUUUCUGUUUGUCAGCCAUUACACUGUGAUGAUUAUUGAAAUAAGGAAAUAUCACUUAAUGUAGCAGAAUAAAUAAGAUGCAAGUCACAACACAACUGUCACGUAAAAUGUAAAUU